This is a messenger RNA of Dioscorea cayenensis subsp. rotundata (Guinea yam), 4172 nucleotides long. RefSeq names its product spliceosome-associated protein 130 A. Gene Ontology annotation, biological process: mRNA splicing, via spliceosome. Gene Ontology annotation, molecular function: protein binding; U2 snRNA binding. The record is from RefSeq and is a predicted model, not a curated record. Bases 107 to 3763 code for a protein of 1218 amino acids. The transcript is spliced from 3 exons. Gene Ontology annotation, cellular component: U2 snRNP; nucleus. NCBI's taxonomy places the organism in Eukaryota, Viridiplantae, Streptophyta, Magnoliopsida, Dioscoreales, Dioscoreaceae.
CACUCAAUCCUCUCCUUCUUCGGUGUUUCUCACUUCUUUGGCCGUAAACCCUAGACCUCGAUCUCUUCGAAGAAGAAGAAGAAGAAGAGGAGGAGGAGCAGCAGCGAUGUACCUAUAUAGCCUGACGCUGCAGCAGGCGACGGGCAUCGUGUGCGCCACCAACGGCAACUUCAUCGGCGGCAAGACCCAAGAGAUCAUCGUCGCCCGAGGCAAAACCCUUGAUCUCCUCCGCCCUGACGAUGCCGGCAAGAUCCAGACCAUUCACUCCGUCGAAGUCUUCGGCGUCAUCCGCUCCCUCGCCCAGUUCCGCCUUACUGGCUCCCAGAAAGACUACAUCGUCGUCGGCACCGAUUCCGGCCGCAUCGUCAUCCUCGAGUACAGCAAGGACCGCAACUGCUUCGAUAAAGUCCACCAGGAGACCUUCGGGAAGUCUGGCUGCCGCCGCAUCGUUCCUGGCCAGUAUCUCGCCGUCGACCCCAAGGGCCGCGCUGUUAUGAUCGCUGCUUGCGAGAAACAAAAGCUCGUGUACGUUCUCAAUCGCGACACCGUUGCCCGCCUCACCAUCUCUUCCCCUCUCGAAGCUCACAAGUCCCACACCAUCACCUACUCCAUUACCGGCGUUGAUUGUGGCUUUGACAACCCUAUCUUCGCGGCCAUCGAGCUUGACUACUCCGAAGCGGACCAGGAUCCCACCGGCAAGGCCGCUCUCUAUGCCCAGAAGCAUCUCACCUUCUACGAGCUCGACCUCGGCCUCAAUCACGUCUCCCGGAAGUGGACUGAACCUAUUGAUAACGGGGCUAAUCUCCUUGUCACCGUCCCCGGCGGCGGCGAUGGGCCCAGUGGCGUCCUUGUUUGCGCUGAGAACUUUGUCAUCUAUAAGAACCAUGGUCACCCGGAUGUGCGUGCUGUCAUUCCCCGGAGAGCUGACCUCCAUACUGACCGUGGUGUCCUGAUUGUCUCUGCUGCAAUGCACCGGCAGAAGUCCAUGUUCUUUUUCCUCCUUCAGACUGAAUAUGGCGACAUCUUCAAGGCCACUCUUGAACAUGAUGGUGAUCGGGUUUCUGAGCUCAAGAUCAAGUAUUUCGACACCAUCCCAGUGACAUCUGCAAUGUGUGUUCUCAAGACUGGUUUCCUUUUUGCUGCGUCAGAGUUUGGGAACCAUGCGCUGUAUCAGUUUCGUGCCAUUGGAGAUGGGGAUGAUGUGGAGGCAUCCUCUGCCACUUUGAUGGAGACUGAAGAGGGCUUCCAGCCACUAUUCUUCCAGCCCCGUGGGCUUAAGAACUUGGUGAGGAUUGAUCAGAUAGAGAGCCUGAUGUCAAUCAUGGAUAUGAGGGUUGCCAACCUGUUUGAAGAGGAGACACCCCAAAUAUUCACUCUUUGUGGCAGAGGGCCUCGCUCAUCCCUUCGAAUUUUGAGGCCUGGGCUGGCAAUCAGUGAGAUGGCUGUCUCACAACUCCCUGGUGUGCCCAAUGCAGUCUGGACUGUGAAGAAGAAUGUGAAUGAUGAGUUUGAUGCCUACAUUGUUGUGUCCUUCGCCAAUGCUACGCUUGUGCUAUCUAUUGGUGAGACGGUGGAGGAAGUCAGUGAUAGCGGUUUCCUUGAUACUACACCUUCAUUAGCAGUUUCUUUGCUUGGUGAUGAUUCUCUUAUGCAGGUGCAUCCCAACGGAAUAAGGCAUAUAAGAGAGGAUGGGCGUAUAAAUGAGUGGAAGACACCUGGAAAGAAGACCAUUGUUAAGGUUGGGUCCAACAGGCUUCAAGUCGUGAUUGCUCUGAGUGGUGGUGAGCUUAUUUACUUCGAAAUGGAUAUGACAGGUCAACUGAUGGAGGUGGAGAAGCAUGAGAUGCCAGGAGAUGUAGCUUGUUUAGAUAUUGCGCCUGUUCCUGAAGGGAGGCAGAGAUCUCGCUUCCUUGCUGUUGGUUCUUAUGACAACACAAUUCGGAUUUUGUCAUUGGACCCUGAUGACUGUAUGCAGAUAUUGAGUGUGCAGAGUGUUUCCUCACCUCCCGAGUCCCUGCUGUUGCUGGAAGUGCAGGCUUCUGUAGGUGGAGAGGAUGGUGCGGAUCAUCCUGCAAGUGUGUUUCUAAAUGCUGGCUUGCAGAAUGGUGUUCUCUUCAGGACGGUUGUAGAUAUGGUUACUGGUCAGCUUUCAGAUACUCGUUCUAGGUUCUUGGGUCUGAGAGCUCCCAAGCUCUUCUCAGCUAUUGUGAGGGGUCGGAGGGCAAUGCUUUGCUUGUCAAGUCGUCCUUGGCUUGGUUAUAUUCAUCAAGGGCAUUUCUUGUUAACACCUCUCUCCUAUGAAACACUUGAAUAUGCUGCAUCAUUUUCAUCAGAUCAGUGUGCUGAAGGUGUGGUUGCUGUUGCUGGAGAUGCUUUGAGGGUUUUCACAAUUGAGCGGUUGGGGGAGACAUUCAACGAAACUGCCAUUCCCCUAAGAUAUACUCCCCGCAAGUUUGUACUUCAGCCAAAACGGAAACUUUUAGUCAUUGUUGAGAGUGAUCAUGGAGCAUUCACUGCAGAAGAGCGAGAAGCUGCUAGGAAGGAGUGCCUAGAAGCUGCUGGUAUGGGGGAGAAUGGAAAUCCCAAUAAUGUUGACCAGAUGGAGAAUGGUGGAGGUGGUGGUGAUGAGGAGGAAAAUGAAGACACACUUUCUGAUGAGCAAUAUGGCUACCCAAAGGCAGAGUCAAACAAAUGGGCUUCUUGCAUCAGAAUUCUCGAUCCUAGGACAGGGAAUACAACCUGUCUUUUGGAGCUGCAGGAUAAUGAGGCUGCCUUUAGUGUGUGUACUGUGAAUUUCCAUGAUAAGGAGCAUGGCACUCUCUUGGCUGUUGGCACGGCAAAGGGGUUGCAGUUCUGGCCUAAGAGGAGCUUGACUGCUGGAUUCAUUCACAUAUAUAGGUUUGUGGAAGAAGGAAAAUCUCUCGAGUUGCUGCAUAAGACCCAAGUAGAAGGUGUCCCUCUUGCACUUUGCCAGUUUCAAGGGAGGCUGCUUGCAGGGAUUGGAUCGGUGCUUAGGUUGUAUGAUCUAGGGAAGAGAAGACUUCUGAGGAAAUGUGAAAACAAGCUUUUCCCCAAUACCAUCAUGUCAAUUCAUACCUACCGGGACAGGAUUUAUGUUGGCGACAUCCAAGAGUCAUUCCACUACUGCAAGUAUAGGCGGGAUGAGAAUCAACUGUAUAUCUUUGCUGACGACUCUGUCCCAAGAUGGCUUACGGCAUCACAUCACAUUGACUUUGAUACCAUGGCCGGGGCAGACAAGUUUGGUAAUAUUUACUUUGUCCGACUACCACAGGAUGUGUCUGAUGAAAUAGAAGAGGACCCCACGGGUGGGAGGAUCAAGUGGGAGCAGGGGAAGUUGAACGGUGCUCCCAACAAGGUCGAGGAGAUCGUACAGUUCCAUGUUGGCGAUUUGGUGACCUGUCUUCAGAAAGCUUCACUGAUACCAGGUGGGGGUGACUGCAUUAUUUAUGGUACAGUGAUGGGAAGUUUGGGGGCAUUGCUUGCAUUCACCUCAAGGGAAGAUGUGGAUUUUUUCUCUCAUUUGGAGAUGCACAUGAGGCAAGAACAUCCUCCUUUGUGUGGAAGAGAUCACAUGGCCUACAGAUCUGCUUAUUUUCCCGUGAAGGAUGUAAUUGAUGGUGAUCUUUGCGAACAAUAUCCAACGCUUCCUCCUGAUUUGCAGAGAAAGAUCGCAGAUGAACUGGAUCGCACGCCAGGUGAAAUCCUUAAGAAACUUGAAGAUGUUAGAAAUAAGAUCAUAUGAGGUGGAUUUUUUGGGAUUAAUUAUGACAAUUCAGAAGGUUUCCUUGUUUCUACUCAUAUGAUGAACCUCUGGAGGAACACUAAUUCUUAAUGACAUAGUGAAUCGGAUGGUUGGAUGAGGCUGCAUGUGUUUCUCAUCUACGUACUAAUUGUUGUAGUGGAGCUGCACCCUGUUUUUGGUUUGUGUUUGAACUUUUAAGGAAGGCAUGGGAACUGGUCAGCAAAUUUCAUUUGGAGUAGCAUCAACAUGAUAAGCCAAGAACUGUGUACUGGUGUGUGUUAGUAGUCUAUUUAUUUUUAAGAUCGGAUGUUUUAUUUUUCCUAUUGUAUGUUCUAGAUAUAAUUGCUGAAAAUUAGUGUAAUUAAACACGUUUUAUACUUUUUAGUAUCUUUCUUUCCAUCUUUCUUUA